Miscanthus lutarioriparius is the source of this 1158-nucleotide messenger RNA. The record is from the annotation of a GenBank genome assembly. NCBI's taxonomy places the organism in Eukaryota, Viridiplantae, Streptophyta, Magnoliopsida, Poales, Poaceae.
AUGACGCGAAAGCGACGGAGAUCAGGAAAGACCGCGCGCAGGUCCAACGCCGCCGGCCUAACGGCGCUUGCGCUCUGCUUCACCAGGCAACUACAACUACAAGCGCCCGCCGCCGUCGUCGCGGGGGAGCCGGCGGGCGGCCCUAGCACCGCCGCCGGCAACCUCGUCUUCUCGCCGGUGGUGACGCGCUCGGCGGAGACUCCGGCGACGACCUCGCUGCGUUCGCCUGCCGCGCCGCGGAGCGCGCACUCGCGGACCGCCGGAGAAGGCGGUUGGCGAGAUCAACGGCUGUUUGGCGGCGGCGACCAACAAUCACAAUCUCACAUCGACUCGAUCCUUGAUCCAAGCUCAGUGGACACACUCACAACCCUCGUGCUCUGCAGCGCCAUCUACUUCAAGGGCAGAUGGGAGGCGCCGUUCGCCAAGGUGCACACGGUGGUGGACAAGUUCUACCGCCUCGACGGCAGCACCGCCGACGUGCCCUUCAUGUGCUCGGUGCGGAGCCAGUUCAUCGCCGUCCGCAGCGGGUACAAGGUGCUCAAGCUCCCAUACAGAUCGCCGGCACCGGCGCCAGCACCACGACGUAAGGGGUCAACAACAUCAGAGAGCAAGCCCGGCCCCGGCGACGGCGAUGACGACCCCGCCCCGAAAGACUCCAUGUGCAUCUUCCUGCCGGACGAGCACGACGGGCUCCCAGGUCUCGUCGAGAAGAUCGCCUCCGGCCCCGGGUUCUGGCACUACCGCCUGCCGACCUUGCAGGUCCCCGUCGGGGCCUUCCGGCUGCCGAGGUUCAAGCUGUCCGUCUCCAGCAGCGUGAGGCAGGUCCUGAGACACGGCAUGGGGAUCGAGUCCGUUUUCGUUGCUGGUGAAGCUGACCUGGCCGACAUGGCGGCCAAGCGCGACGAGGACGACGCCGCUGGCACGCCGCUGUACGUUGCGGACGUCUGCUAUAAGGCGGUGCUGGAGGUGAACGAGGGAGGCACCGUUGCCAAUGGUGCCACCACCAGCUAUAUGCUCUGUGGGGCAAGUGCGGUGAUGAAUCAGCCGGUGAAGGUGGAUUUCGUUGCUGACCACCCGUUUAUGUUCUUUGUGAUCGAGGAGGUGUCUCGUGCUAUCGUCUUUGUUGGCCGCGUCCUCGACCCUUCAAUUUCAGGGUGA